AUGCAAUCUGUAUCAACAUCACCACCGUCUUCUGUGGAAAAUACUUCUACAAACACUUACAACAGAAAAAUGUCAAAUUUAUCAAUGAGCAACAACUCUUCUUUAAGUCCUACCCCUACAAAUUCUUUUACAAAUAUUUCUUCUUCAUCAUCGGAAGAUCCUAUAAUUUCUAUUGAAGAAAUCUCAUCAGAAAAUCCAUGUUUCUCUUGUCAAUCUCCAUGUUCAAUUCAUCCUUCUUAUCCUUCUAAUUUAAAAAUUAAUCGUGAGGCAAAUCUACAUGAUACUGUCCAGCCACAUAUCCGUCAUGUAAUAAUUUCAACAGGAAAAUCAAAUUGGAAUAAAAUAAUUGAAUUGGAUUCCGGGAACCUUUCGGCGGAAUUGUAUAAUUAUCAACAGCAAAAACAACGAAAAAAAGAAGUCAAACAAGAGGAAAAUAAAAUAUUAAUUACGAAUAGCGAUAGACAGAAUUCCACUUUAUCUUUUUUGACAUGGCUUUCAUUUUGGGGUAAUGAUAUUUUAAUAUACCCCGAUAAUUUAAUGGUGCGCAAUGUUACAACCGGAAAAGCUAAAGAAUUUUAUGAUCGAUUUUUAUCAAAUAAAAAGUUGGAUGAUAAAGAAAUUUUAAAAACCGGAUUUACUGUUGAAAACAUUAGUUAUAAAUCCGUAAUAUUAAUUUGCGGACACAAAAGUCGUGAUAUAAGAUGCGGGGUUGCUGGACCUAUUUUGAAAAAGGAAUUUGAAAAGGUCUUAAAGGAAAAACGGAUGGAUUUGGAUUCUACCGGAAAUAAAGGUGUUCCGGUUUAUCUCACGAGUCAUGUUGGAGGACAUCAAUUUGCCGGAAAUGUCAUUGUAUAUCGAGAUGGCCAUGGCAUAUGGUAUGGCCGCGUAACUCCUUGUCAUGUUCCGAUGAUAAUUGAAAAAACAAUAAAUGAAGGAAAAAUAAUUAAAGAUUUAUAUCGCGGGUCAAUGAUUGAUGGCAAAAAAGAACAAGCAUCUUUAGAUUGGUAA
This is a messenger RNA of Funneliformis mosseae, 1008 nucleotides long. The record is from the annotation of a GenBank genome assembly. NCBI's taxonomy places the organism in Eukaryota, Fungi, Glomeromycota, Glomeromycetes, Glomerales, Glomeraceae.